Messenger RNA from Larimichthys crocea (large yellow croaker), 3896 nucleotides. It is a transcript of the gene inavab, whose product is annotated as innate immunity activator b. The transcript is spliced from 10 exons. The record is from RefSeq and is a predicted model, not a curated record. Gene Ontology annotation, biological process: adherens junction maintenance; positive regulation of protein ubiquitination. Lineage: Eukaryota; Metazoa; Chordata; Actinopteri; Sciaenidae. The coding region runs from base 402 to 2249 and encodes 615 amino acids.
CGCGGUUACCAUGGCAAACGCUUGAUGUUGUCGGUUCUCUCGCGUUUCCGACAGUACGUGAAGGCAGCACGGGGGGCAUUGAAGUAGCCUCUCCAGCAAAAAAAAAAGAAAAGAAAAAGUUACAUUUGAUCAGUUAAACGUUGUUUUAACGUUUGUGCUGACGGUUUAUCGCGUCGUUUAGACAACAGAGACUCAACGUGAAGACUUUGUGUUGUUUACUUCAGCUCUUUGGUCAAUGUAACCAGAGAUAAACCUCCAACUGAAAUCUGGGAGAGCCAGUGGAGAGCAGAUUGUAUGGAUGCAGAUGAGGCACGAUGCUAGCCUGCUAACGAGCUGCUAAGGAAAUGGUGAACGUCGACAUUACCCACUGAAGAACAGCAACAGGAAGUCGAUCUACUGACAUGGAGGGCAACGGAGAGAUCAGUGACACCGACAGCGGCAUCAUCCUUCACUCAGGCUCUGACAGCCCGACCACUCACACAAAGGAUGUGACCACACACACACGGGCCAUGAAGCUCAAACACCAGGCUCUCCAAGACCGACUGGAGAUCUGCAUACUGGAGCUGAAGAAACUCUGCAUCCGAGAAGCCGAGUUGACAGGCCGACUGCCAGAUGAUUACCCGCUACUGCCAGGAGAGAAGCCUCCGCAGAUUCGCAGACGUAUCGGAGCUGCGUUUAAACUGGACGAACAAAGCAUCCCUCAAGGAGCGGAGGAGUCAGAACUGAGCUUGGUGGACGCCGAGCUGGCACUUCAGAUGAAGAUAUUCGAGGCAGCGCGCAAACUCUGCGAUGAGCAUCACCUGAGUAAAGCCGUCAGAAAGAGCCGGAUACAGCAGUGCAAGAGAGAGGAGAACAAACUCAAGACGCUGCAAGAGUCUGCCUUUCAGCUGCGCCUGGAGCACGGCCGAUCAUCACCACUCCCUGCUUUUAAUAUUGCACAACAAGAUUUUGGUACGUCUGAUGACAGCUCGCUGUCUGAUUCUGUAGUGCAGGAUGAAGAGGUCACAAGCCAGUGUUCACAGCUGUCCUCAGGACUCCCCUACCCAGGAGAGACUGACCCUCCCCAGCCUCCCCCUGUGUCCUCACAGUCUUUCGUAAACGCCUCCUACUUGUCUCCAAUUGUGGCUCCACAAGCCCUGCCGCUGACCCCAUGCCAGUCCCCCCAUCCGAGCAUCGACUCAACAAUGAGUUUAACCUCGAGCCCUGCGUACGACCCUCCUCCCAUCCAGCACUCCCCGUGGACGGAGUCUAGUCUUGACCAACCUUACCAGAAGAGCAAGAAGUCGCGCUCCAAGACAAGCAGUCCAGCCAAGAGUGAGUUGUUGCCGCCGUUGGAGGCUUGCUUAGCACAGUCUGCUCUGCCAGUGCAACUCUCCCAUCUGAAGCUGAGCCGCACCCAGUCGAGCAGCACACCCUCCACGCCAGAGAUGCGUGUGCACAGACAUCUGUCCCUCAGGUUAUCCAACCCUGAAUCUCCAUUUGAAAAGGACCGCGGACGCACCAGAGGUCCAAGGAGGCGACUGACAGAAUACGCGAUAACUUUACCGGAGACCCCCCCUCCUGGGGUGAAUUAUGGAAACCUUGCUAGCUCUGAAGACAGCAACUCUGAACACUCAUUUUCAUCCUACAACAGCUCACCAUGUCAGGAGUUUCCCUGUGAUUUGCCAAAGCAAUAUCAGCCUGCAUUCCCGCCCUCAGUUGGCAACUAUGGACCUCAAGGCUUCCCACGCACUGGCUUUUACCAUAAUCCCAGGCACCAGUCCAGUCCCAGUUUUCACAAAGCCUAUUAUAAUGAAGAAAUGGUCUACCCACCUGAUCAAGACUUGGCUCAGAGCUAUUACGCCCAGCAGGCUCCCUCUCCUUCCAGCAGAUAUGAGUAUUGGUAUAAAGACCCCGCUGUGCCUCACCAGAGAGCACAGAGGCCUUUGGUUCCUGAAAUCAGACUCUCCCCCUCCCCGACUCAAUGGGACCAUCCACACUACCGCUCCGGUGGUCUCCCGCAACAAGUAGUGAAUGAACAACUCAAGUCAUGGCACCGGCGCAGCCAGCUCAAAGCCCCGAGGUCCCGAUCUCUGGACAGGCAGGGAGCAGUCCGAGUUAAAAGCGUCACAGCUCGGGAGUCGACCGGCUACCAAACUCAGAAGUGCCACGAACAGGUUAUCCAAAGAAGAACUCUCCAAAGAGCUGCAGAUGACGCUCAAGGGCACUGGAUGGUAGAUGAUGGCUCUCACUAUGUAAGUCAAGUGUGACCCAAAGCCACCUGAACAUGGACCAUGCUGAACAUGUUAACUGCAGCUGCAUUCAUUCCCGGUUAACCAAAGUUAAGUAGUUUUGGGGGAGAAAUCAAGUCAGAUUAACUGUUGUCCAUGAGCAAAGUUCACAGCGUCCUGUUUACCUGCCUGCAUGUCGGAUCUGUAGAGGGCGGGAUGGAAAAAAAACUGGAAUCUCUGACAGUGUGAUGGAGUCAGACAAAACCACAAACUACGGCCUGAAUCAAACUGACGCAGUCACAGUGAAGCUGAUUGCAGAGCAGAGUUAAAACUAGCUGUCGCUUUUGUCUUGUUUUGUACUCGGAGUUACAAAUGUGGUACUGAACUAAAUGCUUGUUAAAUGUCAUGAACUGAAAAGGGGACAAAUUAUUUUUAUCACCGAGCGCUGUUUUAACCUGCAGCUGCGGUUUGCAAACGAGUUGUCCCGGAAAUCUGCUGCCAGCACCAAACAGGUUAUUUAGUUUCUCAACAGAUUUUAUCACCGUUGUAGAGUUUCUGUGUCGCGACAUACAGGAUCAUCUUGAUAUUUGAUAUCCUAAGCAGUUAGAAAUGAAAAUGGCAUUUGGCAGCUGAGCGGUUGGAGACGACAGGAACGCAGAAAUAUCCACAGAAUUGCACAUUUUAGGUUUAGAUCAUGAGAGUCGUCAGUGUUUAAAAUAACUAACAAUCAGGCCAAUGCCGAAGCUUAUGGUACUUAAUCACACAACACAGAGCUGCAUUAGAUGGCUGGCUGUAGCCAAAACACACUACUAAAUACCACUAAUUUAUGUAAUUAACUUUUUGCAGUUUAGAUGUUGAAGUGCUUCUUUCACCUAGCUGUCUGAAGGAAAUGAAUUCAUUGUAAAAUAAUGUAAAUGAGCAGCAUAUUCUUUCUUUUUCUUUUUUUUAAACUACAAUUCAUGUAUAAUGUUUCCUUAAUUGAGUCACCGUGUUAAUGAACUUGAGCUGCUUAACUUUGAGAUUGAUCAAAUGUGUCUUGUUUUUAUACUUACACGUGUCUGUGGCUGUGCCAGUUAACUUGAAUUACUAACGGACUUAAUCAACUAGCUGAAACUAGAUAUUAACGUAAUCACGUGACGUAUAAGGUAGCAAAUUGAGACAGUGCUUGGCAGCUAUUGAGGUUUAAAAUGUCCUGAGCGUGAACAUAAUCUUUGAGUGUCUGCGUCUGUGCACGAGUGUCCGAGACGGCAGAUCACGAGCCAACGAUUCAAACUGUCGAGGUGAACUGUGUUCAAAACAUUUCCCAUGUGUGAUUCACAAGCUUUUAGAUCAUUUGAGGGUGGGAGAAAAUUACUGCAAAUUCAACCACAGCUACACACUGACGGGUCUCUCACAGUGAUCUAUUUAUGUGUUAAUUUAUUGAGGUUUGCACCAUCGGACUCAUGGAACUUGAAAUAAAAGAAGAUGUGGACCUGAGUUUGCAGAAUCUAGCAGCAGUAAAGACAAAACAAAACAAAAAAAACAAUCAUGUUACCUUGUGUGCCUCUUUUUUACUGUCUUUUUUAUUUUUAUUUAUCAGUUAAAGUAGUUUAAGUGGACCUAAUAAUACUGUGUUAUGUUGCUGUUGAAAAAAUCUGUGAAAAUGUUUUCCCUGUGGAAGAAAAUAAAGAGUAAUGUUGUAUCAUG